Messenger RNA from Chaetomium globosum CBS 148.51, 438 nucleotides. RefSeq lists its product as uncharacterized. The record is from RefSeq and is a predicted model, not a curated record. The coding region runs from base 1 to 438 and encodes 145 amino acids. The transcript has a single exon. Lineage: Eukaryota; Fungi; Ascomycota; Sordariomycetes; Sordariales; Chaetomiaceae.
AUGCCUUGUGGCGAGGGCGUCAGGCCGGGGGGCAUUUAUUAUGAUAAGGGAACGCUCCGGGUCUCAAAUGACACCGACUUGGAAUCCAAUUACCUCAUCGCCACCACCAACGUCACCGAAUGGAUCAGAAGGUCAUCCCGCGAUGACAGAUUCAUGCCCCAGUGGUCCUUUUCGUUCGACUCUUGUGGAGACGAUGUUUUGACCAGAGGGCAUCUGAUGUUCAACAUCGCGACCGAGGAGGUCAUAACAUACGAACCGGGCGAGAUCCAUCGGGUUAUGGACGUCCCAGGGUGCCCCGAGCUUGGAGCGAUCAUCCAACUUCGGGAUAACGCGACGGCGUCCCAAUGCCCCCUGGGCGAGGUAGUCGAGGCCGCGGAAGAUGUGCUACGCCCAGGUCACUCGAGGUGCAUACAGCAGCAUUCUGAGCCACGCAUCUAG